UCGACCUGAUCAGUGAUCGAAUGUAAUAAGUUUGUGUCAGUAAGUUUUUUAUUUUGCAAGAAUUUCUUUUUCCCAAGUAAAAAUGGACAGCCAUAUGUUGGCCAUGGCCAAUGAUCAUCACCAUAAUCAUCACCAUGGAUUAUCAAUGGAUCAAAUGGAUGAUGAUCAAAAUAUUGUUGAUUCAUCAAGUGAUGAAUCAACAUUACCAACCGAAUCAGCAUCACGAAUCAAACAUCGAAAAUCAUCAUUGAAAACAUCGAAAAAAACAACAACAUUAUCAAUGGUAACAAAUAAUGAUCGAUAUCAACGAACACCAAAAUGUGCACGUUGUCGUAAUCAUGGUGUUGUUUCUGCAUUGAAAGGACAUAAAAGAUUUUGUCGUUGGAAAGAUUGUUUAUGUGCAAAAUGUACAUUGAUUGCUGAAAGACAACGUGUUAUGGCUGCACAGGUAGCACUUCGUCGUCAACAGGCACAAGAAGAAAAUGAAGCCCGUGAAAUGGGUAUCCUAUAUGGAUGUCAAGAUGGUUUAGUUGCUAUGCAUAAAGCUGGAUUAACAUUAUCAGCAGCAAUGGCACAAUUGAUACAACAUCAAACAUCAACAACAACUACAGCAGCUGCAUCAAAAGAUAUUGUUGAUGGUGUUACAUCAACAAAUCUAAUGAUUACAAAUGGAGAUAAUGAUGAUGAUCAUCAUCAUGGUGGAACAUCAUCAUUUUUAUCCAUUACAAAUGAAAAUGACGACGAUGAAGAUGAUGAUGAUGAUAAAAAACAAGAAAAAAUUGAUCCAACAACAUCAAUUAUGAUGGCUGAUCAUGAUGAUGAUGAUCAAAUGUUAUCCGCU
Molecule: messenger RNA, 841 nt
Organism: Dermatophagoides pteronyssinus (European house dust mite)
Lineage: Eukaryota; Metazoa; Arthropoda; Arachnida; Sarcoptiformes; Pyroglyphidae
Biological process (GO): regulation of transcription by RNA polymerase II; sex differentiation
Cellular component (GO): nucleus
Molecular function (GO): DNA-binding transcription factor activity, RNA polymerase II-specific; RNA polymerase II cis-regulatory region sequence-specific DNA binding
Source: RefSeq, a predicted model, not a curated record